Paramecium pentaurelia is the source of this 405-nucleotide messenger RNA. NCBI's taxonomy places the organism in Eukaryota, Ciliophora, Oligohymenophorea, Peniculida, Parameciidae. The record is from the annotation of a GenBank genome assembly.
AUGAAAUCAUAAAAUUUCUUAAUUUCUUUGAAAUAUAUAAAUCAUUUUUUAUUAUUCCAUAUUUUAUUAUUUCCAUUAAUUCAACUUGGUUAUCAUUAAUAUUUUAAUUAUUACAUAUAAAAAUCUUAUUUAAUUAUUCUUUUAUUCAAAUACCAUAUAAUAGUAUUUUUUUCAUUAUAAAAAUUAAUUAAUCCAUAUAAAUUUUUUGUUAAUUUUUUAUAAAUCUAUAACAUGAAAAUAAAUAAUGAUGCAGCUUAAGUUAUUGUUCCUAUUGUGGCACAAUCAUAAGAAAUUGAUGAUGAAGGAAUAUUUAAUCAAAUUUCUAAAACUCUUGGCUGGUAUUAAUAUUUCCCUUCAUCCAUUGAUAAUUCUAAUCAAAAGUUUUCAACUAAUGAUAACUAAUGA